GGAGUGUGAAUAAAGUCUUGUACUCUGGGAGAGUUGGAGGCGAAAAUUUUGGAAAAUAUGGCGUCGUUUUGGGUGUCUGGCGCCUCUCGUGGUCGCCGGUCUCUGAAACCCUCUCUAUCGUCUAUCUUCCUCUCCAAUCCACUCACCUCUCCGACACGCCCAACACCUGCCCUAAACCCUAACCCUAGUCUCAUUGUCAUCCCGAUCAGACAAUUCUCGAUUUUGACCCCCAAUUUUAAAUUUUCCCGCGAAAAUGAAGAAUCCAAUUGUUGUUCAAAUUUCGCACUAGUCCGGCGAAUAUCCACAUUGUCGAACUCGAAGAAUGAAGACAAUAAGCAUGGAAAUGGAAGGGAAUUGUCGUGGAUUGACUUAUAUUUGCCCAGGCUGGCUCGGCCUUACGCUCACCUUGCCCGUCUCGACAAGCCCAUCGGCACUUGGCUCCUCGCUUGGCCCUGUAUGUGGUCGAUUACUAUGGCGGCCUCAUCGGGACACCUUCCAGAUUUCAAGAUGAUGGCUUUGUUUGGAUGUGGAGCUCUGCUAUUAAGGGGUGCUGGCUGUACUGUAAACGACCUCCUUGACCGGGAUAUUGAUACAAAGGUCGAACGUACAAAGUUGAGGCCAGUUGCUAGUGGUCUUUUAACACCAUUUCAAGGCGUUUCUUUUCUUGGGUUUCAACUACUUUUGGGUUUGGGUAUUCUGUUGCAACUUAACAAUUAUAGCCGCAUUUUGGGAGCUUCAUCUUUGUUUCUGGUCUUUUCCUAUCCUCUCAUGAAGAGGUUUACAUUUUGGCCUCAAGCGUAUCUUGGUUUGACGUUUAACUGGGGAGCAUUAUUGGGAUGGGCUGCAGUUAAAGGAACUCUUGAUCCAGCUAUUGUGUUCCCACUGUAUGCUUCUGGAGUUUUUUGGACUCUUGUAUAUGAUACUAUAUACGCACAUCAGGAUAAGGAAGAUGAUUUAAAAGUGGGUGUCAAAUCCACAGCCUUGAGAUUUGGGGAUUCAACUAAACUGUGGAUAACUGGAUUUGGAAUGGCAUGCAUUGGUUGUCUUGGCAUCAGUGGAUACAAUGCUGAUAAUGGGUGGCCAUUUUAUUUAUUUUUGGUGGGUGCAUCUGGACAAUUGGCUUGGCAAAUAUGGACAGUUAACAUAUAUUGCCGUACUGAUUGUAAUAGAAAGUUUGUGUCUAACAAAUGGUUUGGUGCCAUUGUCUUUAGCGGGAUUCUUUUUGGUAGACUCUUGUCAUAGAGACUGGGAAAUCAUCAGACAUCCUUUGCUGCCGAUGAUCAAUAAUUGAGACAGCUCUUUUGGCUCGGUUAUAGAGAGCAUAGAAGUUUCACCAAUUUUUGCUAUUUGAUUUAUAUCCCUUUGGACACUUCUUCAACUUCACCCGAGAAUGCUAAUUUUUUUGGCCAGACACAAGCAUAGGAUUCAUGUUGUAAUAAAAAUUGUAUAGUUUUACAGCGAAAGGGCCUGUUGAAUGUAUGUAUGAUAUAUGAAAUUAUUUAUAUAUGUAAUAAGGAAAACAUGCCUAUCUUGUUCUAAGGGGUAAUUGAAA
Molecule: messenger RNA, 1552 nt
Organism: Tripterygium wilfordii
Lineage: Eukaryota; Viridiplantae; Streptophyta; Magnoliopsida; Celastrales; Celastraceae
Product: 4-hydroxybenzoate polyprenyltransferase, mitochondrial-like
Exons: 9
Coding region: 58-1242 (394 amino acids)
Biological process (GO): ubiquinone biosynthetic process
Cellular component (GO): mitochondrial inner membrane
Molecular function (GO): prenyltransferase activity
Source: RefSeq, a predicted model, not a curated record